Messenger RNA from Cucurbitaria berberidis CBS 394.84, 1716 nucleotides. RefSeq lists its product as uncharacterized. NCBI's taxonomy places the organism in Eukaryota, Fungi, Ascomycota, Dothideomycetes, Pleosporales, Cucurbitariaceae. Bases 1 to 1716 code for a protein of 571 amino acids. The record is from RefSeq and is a predicted model, not a curated record. Gene Ontology annotation, molecular function: asparagine synthase (glutamine-hydrolyzing) activity. The transcript has 2 exons.
AUGUGCGGCAUCUUCUGCUCGCUCAGCUGCCACGGCUACGUAGCCCCGGAUGCAAGUACGCAGCAACUUCUUCAGAGCCGAGGACCGGAUCAUAUUGGACUACAUCAAACCUUGAUCAAGCCAUUGCAGGUUAGGGAUGAAGAGACCUCAUCCCAGCUUCACGCAACCUUCUUGUCAACGGUGCUGUCGUUGCGAGGCAGUACAGUGGUCGCCCAGCCUCUCAUAGAUGAGGCAACUGGGUCUGUACUCUGCUGGAACGGUGAAGCAUGGAGCAUCCACGGCGAGGUUGUAACCGGCAAUGACUCCAAGAUUGUCCUCGCGCAGCUUUUGGCGACAUGUACCAGCUCUCCAGAUGCUUCCAAACGGGCAAUCAUCAAUCUCCUGUCCUCAAUUCGAGGACCUUAUGCUUUUGUCUUCUACGAUGCGACGAGUAGAUGUCUGUACUACGGACGCGACUGCCUUGGGAGGCGCUCGCUGCUGAAGAAGUCUGCGCCAGAUGGCACACUCAUAUUAUCUAGCGUAUGCGACAACGCUUCUGGCGAAGCGUGGACGGAAGUAGAAGCCGAUGGCAUUUACAUCGUCAACUUCCCCAUUGAAACAUCACAACCACCAUCGCUUUGCCCGGAACAUAUCCCACACCGCGGUCCAAAUCAAGAAGCGGGCGCGUUACUAUCAUUCAAUCUCCCCUUCCCUGCCAUGAACCGCACAGUUUCCGAGCAACUCCAUGACCCACGUGCUCAGAUUGUAAGCAAACUACAUAUCUCACUCGAAAGAUCUCUUCAACUUCGCACACAACAUGUCCGCGAAGCUGUGAAACCAAGUGUAGCUGGAGCACUUGAUCAAGAAGCGAGAGUAGCCGUCUUAUUCUCGGGUGGCCUUGACUGCACUAUCCUUGCACGCAUGUGUCACGACUUACUCCCCGCGAGCGAGACCAUCGAUCUCCUCAACGUCGCCUUCGAAAAUCCCCGAAUCCACGGGAAGCUUGAUCCAGGAAACAGUCCAUACGAGCUUUGCCCAGAUCGCAUCACUGGGCGAUCAUCACAUGCCGAGCUUAUCAAAAUCUGCCCCGGUCGUACUUGGCGUUUCGUCGAGGUCAAUGUACCAUACACUGAGACUCAAGCAUAUCGUACGACCGUCAUGACCCUAAUGCACCCUCACAAUACUGAGAUGGACUUGUCAAUAUCGUAUGCUCUAUAUUUCGCUUCGCGUGGCAUAGGUAGCACUCGUUCCUCACAGUCCAGUCCACUAGAGUCAUAUGCCACAUCUGCGCAUGUGCUUCUUUCCGGCCUUGGGGCCGACGAGCUAUUUGGGGGCUAUCAGCGACAUGCUACAGCUUUUGCCCGAAAAGGCUAUCUUGGUCUCAUCGAAGAGCUCGAGCUUGACUUCAAUCGACUUGGGAAGCGCAAUCUCGGGCGGGAUGACAGGGUCAUCAGCAACUCCAGCAAAGAAGUACGCUUCCCCUAUCUCGACGAAGACUUCAUUACUAUGGUGCUCGACCUCCCAGUAGCCGCCAAAUGUGACUUCGGCAAUGCUCAAGAUGAGACAUCUGAAGACCCUGCGUACUUCUUAGAGCCGGGAAAGAGAGCGCUUCGCUUGCUUGCGUGGCAGCUGAAUAUUAAAGGUGUUGCAGCCGAGAAGAAGCGCGCCAUGCAAUUUGGGGCCCGGACUGCAAAGAUGGAGACUGGAAAAACAAAAGGCACGCAUGUGCUUACUUGA